AUGGCGGAAGCAUUGCCGGGUUUAACGAUGGAUAUGUGGACAGAGAUCUUAGCGAGGCUGCCGGUGAAAAGCUUAAUGAGAUUAAGGUGUGUUUGUAAAAGCUGGUGUUCAUUAAUUGAUUCCUCUUAUUUCAGUCUUUUGCAUCUUCAAAUUUACAACAACAAACCCAAGUACGCGAUAGCCAUGAACUCCGACAAAACUGCAGUUUAUAGUAUCGACACAUUCAGAAAAAUUGACGAAAUAUUUAAAACUCCUUUUAAUUGUGAAGUAAUAUGCUGCGAAUAUGGAUUAAUUUUGAUGUGUGCGUUUUAUGCAAUUACGCCGGACGAGGUCGACGAGGAUGAGAUGGUAUUUCAUAAUCCCUGUACUCGAAAGUCCUGGUCGAUCCCCCGUUGUCCUUAUAUGACUUGGACAUGUUGGCUAGGUUUCGCUCCGUCUACUAAUGAUUAUAAGGUUGUUACUUUUGUUUAUGAUAAUUCUUCGAUAGUGGUUUAUUCAUCAAAUGCUAACCUUUGGAGGAUUAAAGAUAGGUCGGAUGCUCACGUUCGAGGCCUUUUAAGUUUUGAAGAUGCGGAUGAAUUUUAUUGUAAGGGUGCUUUGUGCUGGUUAGGCUUUGAAAAGGAUAAACCUCCUGGCGUACAUAAUCAUCUUGUAUCGUUCGAUUUUGAUUCCGAGGAAUUCGUCUUCGUGGAUUUGCCUGAUGCUCUUAAACAACCAGGUCUAGUUAAAAUUAAUUUUGUCCUUAGUGAGUCUGUAGCAAUUUUCGCUAUGUCUUCUCAUAGUGCCUGCAUAUGGGUUUUGGUCGAGGAUGGUGUAGAUAAAAUUAAAUCAUGGCGGCUUUGGUAUACUGGAGAUUCAAAUUCAAAAGCUCACCGGUUUCUUACCAGAGGUUUUCGUACGGUUAUUUUCAAUGUUGAGAAGAAUACAUUUAUCCUAUCUUUUAGAAGUAAUAUAUUUUCUUAUAACUUCAGAAGUCACCGGAUACAACAUUUGGAAGAUUAUUAUUAUAGCUAUUUUGGCAUUUAUAUGGAGAGCUUAGUAGUGCACAACCGAAACCAAAGGAAGAUUUUGACAUACCAUAAUAUGAAUGGUGAAGAAAGUACAAAAUUGGUCCGUGUUUAG
Molecule: messenger RNA, 1122 nt
Organism: Chenopodium quinoa (quinoa)
Lineage: Eukaryota; Viridiplantae; Streptophyta; Magnoliopsida; Caryophyllales; Amaranthaceae
Product: F-box/LRR-repeat/kelch-repeat protein At2g27520-like
Exons: 1
Coding region: 1-1122 (373 amino acids)
Molecular function (GO): protein binding
Source: RefSeq, a predicted model, not a curated record